AGGAGGACGUGUCCCCCGCCCAGCACCUCUGGGUGGCUCAGAUCUGCUCCAUGGAGGCCCCGGGUGGAGAGGCAGAUGCUGCACGCCCUGGUCCCAGCUAAAAAUGGGCACCCGGUGACUUCUGGCCAUUUCCAAAUACCAGACGUAUCCUCGAAGGAUGAAAAUCUGCCUUCACAGAGGUUAAUCAGAAGGUUGUCUCGCAGCCUCGGGCAGGCCUCUGGGAAGAGUCUGAAGGAUGAGUGAGCUGUGAUGGGCAAAGGAAGGAGCCCACAGCUCCCUGACGCGACCGCGCGGCCGGCCAGCCGGCAUUUGGAUGUCCGGGGCCCUGCCCUCCCGUGCGGCCAUGUCCGAGGGGGAGAGCAAGGAAAGCUCGGGCGGCGAGUGCCCCGUGUGCUACGACAAGUUCUGCGAUCUGGAGGGCGCCGGCCGGACGCUGUGCUGUGGCCACAUGUUCUGCCAUGACUGCCUGGUCAAGUACCUCCUCUCCACGCGCGUGGACGGGCAGGUCCAGAGGACCGUCGUCUGCCCCGUCUGCCGCUACGUCACCUUCCUCGGCAAGAAGAGCUCCUGCUGGCCCGCCAAGCUGGACAAGAGCUCUCAGACCCUGGCCGUGCCCAUGGGCCUGCCUCCCGUGCCACCGCCGGACACCCUAGGCCACGCCAACCCCCUGGCCCUCUCCCAGCCUUUCUGGAGGCCGUCCCCGAAUCAGGGCGGCCAGCUGCCCUUGGACCCGCCGCCCGGCCUGCCCCGGGAGCCGCAGAUCUUCAUCAUCAGCCGCUACGGGGUGCCCCUGGGGGAGCAGGACAGCAUCCUGCUCGGGCGCAGCCUGGCCGAGUUCUCGGAGGCCCCCCGGGGGCCCAGCUCCACCUGGACGUUCUGCAGCCGCUCCCGGGCCCUCCUGCUCAUCACCCUCAUUGCCGCGGUGGCCGUGAUGGCCGUGGUGGCCGCCAUCCUGCCCUGGGUGCUGCUGGUGAGGAAGCGCGCGUGAGUGGGGCACCGGCCCGAGGGCCGCUCUGGAAGCCGCCCGCUCACACAGCCAGGCUGCCUGGGCGGGGCCAGCCGAGCCCUGAGGGGUGGCCUGGGGCAGAGGGGGUGUCAAGGCGGUGCUGGCUGGAGGUCCAGUGGCAUCUCCCCACCCCGGGCUCCUCGCUCCCAGUGCGUCUCAGACAGAACAGGGAGGCCAGAGCUGGGCUGAAUGAAAUGGAAACUCCAGGCUCCAGGCCAGGGAGGAAAGCAUGAUGGACACCCCUGCUCAGAAACAGCAGCAGGGGCAUACCCUCAGGGGAUACUGGUCCUUCCUCUAGGCUAGAGCCAAGCAAGGCAGGGAGAUGGGCAGCUGCUCUGUCCUGUGGGCUCACCAGCCCCGAGGGGUAGUCCUCAUCUGCCAGGUGAACUACCUGAGGCCAGCUGGGGUUCUGCGUGGGGUACAUCCUGGAGGGGGCCCAAGGGCAGGACUCCUCCAGGUCAGAAUUCCCGGCCAGGGUCCUCCAACCUGCUCCGAGCAAUAAACAGAAGGGGUGGUGCAGGGGCCAAAGGCACUUGUGUUUCCCGGAGUCUCAGCCCCCAUCCGUGACACCCCACAGCUGGGCAAGGGUGCCAGCCUGGAAGGUCUUCCCUGAGGGAGAAGCUGAUCUCAGGGAGCUCCUGGAGGAAGGAACAGAAAAGGGGAGCAGAGACCACAGCAGGAGUCAGAAGUUUGUUGACAGAGGCUGAGGCCAGCAGAAUGGCGCACAGAGCCAGAGGUCUCCCCAAGCCUCCCGGGCCCAGGAAUGGUCCAAAUUUUGAGUCCUGGGGUUUUCAAGGAUAGCCUGGAAGGUGGGCAGUGCAGGGGAAGCCUGGUGGCCGGGACUUGAGUCAGCUGAAAACUAUGUGGGCAAACGAACCCCUGGGGGCUCCCUCCCAGCCCAGGUUCUCCUCUUCCUCAUGACCAACCACUCAUUAGACGCCACACCAGCUGGGCCAGUUCCCGGGGUGGAUUCCCAGGCUGGGCUGGGUGAGGAAGGGUGGGGAAGAAAACAGCUGUGCUUGGCAGGGACGCUUCUGUCUCAGUGAACACUGGAAGCCAGCUGUUGUCGGCUGCUGGCCAAGGUCACAUCACCUGGGGACACCGCCUAUGCUGGGGGUCCUUGAUGAGGACACUAGAAAAAGCUCAGGUUGGGUCUUGUCUGGGGAGCGAGCCAUUCGGGGACAGCUAUUUUCUGUUUACUAAGGCCCAUAAGUCAGUGGGCCAUCAUCUUAAUUUUAGGGCUAAGAACAGCAAAAACCUCAAGCUGUUUUCUGAAAUGGGUGGGUGUUCAGAGCCCAGGUGCGCCAAAGGCCAAGCUCUCCGCAGCCUCUGCCUCUCUCAGCGCAGUUCGCUGUCUGUGGGGAAAGAAAUAGCGCCCUCUUACCUAGUUCCUAAAAGCCUGUAGUGGUGGUCAUUUGGGGACCAUUAGGGAAUGGGAUCCACCUGCAGGGGAUAUUGGGACACAAAGAGGGUUGAUUUAAUGCACUUAUGGGCUUCUUCUUUUCAAGACUAGAGAACAUAGGUGCUAUUGGGGGAGGUACAGGUGGAUUCAUAGGAAAAAUGUUUAUUAUAGGAAUUAAAAUGUUAAAUUUACAAAGACUCUACUGAGUCAGUU
Messenger RNA from Balaenoptera musculus (blue whale), 2621 nucleotides. It is a transcript of the gene RNF222, whose product is annotated as ring finger protein 222. The coding region runs from base 314 to 988 and encodes 224 amino acids. The record is from RefSeq and is a predicted model, not a curated record. The transcript is spliced from 3 exons. NCBI's taxonomy places the organism in Eukaryota, Metazoa, Chordata, Mammalia, Artiodactyla, Balaenopteridae.